AUCGCGUAAAAGACGAAGACAAAACCUAAAUGAAAACAUUGUAAACCAAACCAAACAAUACAUACACUCUUCUUCACACCAUAUAAUUUCUGUGAACCGGGACAAAGUCGGCCGUAAAAGUCUAUGAAGACAUAAAUGUCUUCUCCGGUUUAAGUCAAAUAUGUAUGGUAAUGACAUAAGGUCUUAUCCGGUUUAGUUCAGCUCUGACCAAAACCCUCAAUUUGAUGACGUCACCACAGUUGACAAUUUCAAUCUUGUUCUUCUUUUAUGAUCCCCUUCACUUUCUCAGAAGUUUCAGACACAACAGAGCAUAUAAAACCAAGAAUCAUCUGUUUCGCAUUUUACGAAUAAAUGGAAAAAGCUUCCAACAGCAACAAGUCCACAAAGUUUUCGAAGAUGCUUCAAAGAGCGUUGUCCAUUGGUCACAGUGCGGCACCGUUUAGUCCAGGGAGAGAUUUUCAUCAUUCCCGUACGGCUUCGACGGUGCACAGAGGAAUCUUCUUCUCCAGUCCCUUGGUUCCCACGGCAGCUAGAGUUAGGAGAAGUACCAAAAACGAAGGCGUUUUGGCCGAACCAACUUCGCCUAAAGUCUCCUGCAUCGGUCAGGUCAAACUCAAUAAGCCCAAAUGUUCAUCGGAGAGGAAGAACAAAGCGACUAACAAACUCAAAACGGCGUCGUCUUUAUCGUCUUGUGCUAUUAAAGAAGAAGAAAACAGAAGAAGCUUUUCGAAACUAAAGCGUCUCUUCUCAACGUUGAGUUUUUCGUCGAAAAAAUCCAACUCCACCGCCUUCGCCACGGCUGCGGUUGAGGAACCGGUCGUGGCGGUGGCGCCUUCGUUGGGUAAAAUGAAGAAAUUCGCCAGCAGUAGAGGAGCUCUCGGUGGAUUCGAUUGGACGGUGGAGAUGAAACGUCAAGAAUCACAAUCGGAUCACCAGGACGUAACGAUUCCAUACUCACAGAGCAUGCCCCUGACUCAGCUGGAAGGUUUGAGUCUGUGUCCGAAACCGAAGAGUGAAGUUAAUCUGUGGAAGAGAAGAACCAUGGAUCGGCCAAAACCACUUCAAGUUAAAGUUACUUCUUGACUUUUCUUCUGUAUAUUUGUUUUUAUGUGUCUGGAAUUUCGUGUCUACCACGAAUUGAUACUCGUCAGGUCGUUACUACGACGUAUGAAGUCUGAUUUUAUUUUUUUGUGAAUAGACAGACUGAAAAAAUAUAUAAAAUAAUCCAAUGUGUGAA
Capsella rubella is the source of this 1237-nucleotide messenger RNA. RefSeq lists its product as uncharacterized. The coding region runs from base 352 to 1083 and encodes 243 amino acids. Lineage: Eukaryota; Viridiplantae; Streptophyta; Magnoliopsida; Brassicales; Brassicaceae. The record is from RefSeq and is a predicted model, not a curated record. The transcript has a single exon.